UGUCAAGACAUCAGGCGACAUGAACAAGGCUACCUACAUCGCCCCCGAGGACCAGGCGCCCGACGACCUCCGCUGGAUGCGCGAGGCGCUGUAUAUGGCCGAGGAGGCGCUGCAGAACGGCGAGGUGCCCGUCGGCUGCGUGUUCGUCAAGGAAGGACAGGCGAUCGCGCGCGCGCGCAACAGAACGAACGAGUGGCGCAAUGCCACGCUGCACGCCGAGCUCGAGGCGAUCGACCACCUGCUCCCCUUCAACGCGCCCCCGCUCUCCGCAAUCACGCUGUACGUCACCGUCGAGCCGUGUGUGAUGUGCGCGAGCGCGCUGCGGCAGGUGGGCAUCGGGCGCGUGGUGUACGGGUGCGGGAACGACCGGUUUGGCGGGUGCGGGAGCGUGCUCGACGUGUCUACGAGCCACAUGCUCGAUACCAACCCCGCGUUUGAGGCCGUGGGCGGGUAUUAUCGCGAAGAAGCGAUAAUGCUGCUUCGCCGGUUUUACAUGAGCGAGAACCAGAAUGCACCGAACCCGAAGAAGAAGGCGACGCGCGUGCUCAAAACUGACAUCCCGCCGCCGCCAUCCAGCGCCGCGUCGGCCGCAACGAGCCGAAGCGCGAGCGCGGCGCCGACCCCGCUGCCGAAACUCCUGCCGGUCGGAGGCACGCUGGCGAGCACUCCGCGGGCCUUGACGCCGCAGUAG
Messenger RNA from Cutaneotrichosporon oleaginosum, 691 nucleotides. The record is from RefSeq and is a predicted model, not a curated record. Lineage: Eukaryota; Fungi; Basidiomycota; Tremellomycetes; Trichosporonales; Trichosporonaceae.